Messenger RNA from Cylicocyclus nassatus, 1562 nucleotides. NCBI's taxonomy places the organism in Eukaryota, Metazoa, Nematoda, Chromadorea, Rhabditida, Strongylidae. The record is from the annotation of a GenBank genome assembly.
CUGACUCUCCGCCGCCGCGCAAAGAGCGCCGCGGGCAAGGAGACGCCGGACGCGCGCGCAGACACGCAGAGCGCCCCGACGAAGGCGGUCGUCGUCGCGGCCGCAGUAGCAGAGCUUGCGAGCGCCGGUGGCACGAACUGCAUCGCUUCGUCUAGUCGCACACACGCACACGUUCAGGCUCUUCAUAGUCUGACUGGUGGUCCUGCACAGCGCGGCGUUACGGUAUUGCUGUUGUGACUGUACUGCAUCCAGUGUGCCACCACGCCGUCUUCGUUGUUCGGCUCGGAUCCCGGCUGUUUGGCUAGGAUGGGACAUUGUACCAGUAAGGAUCAAAAAGAGGGUAAACGCCUCAAUCGACGUAUCGAUGAACAGAUCAAGAAGGAUCAGUCGAUGUCGUUGAGAAUCAUCAAGUUAUUGUUGCUAGGUGCUGGUGAAAGUGGAAAAAGCACAAUUCUCAAGCAGAUGCGGAUAUUGCAUAAGGAUGGCUUUUCUCAACAAGAUUUGGAAAUGAUACGUCCAGUUGUCUACUCAAAUUGCAUACAUUCAAUGUUGUCAAUACUUCGGGCUAUGUUUCAUCUGCAAAUUGAAUAUGCCGAUAAUGACAGAGUGCGGGACAGUCAGUUAGUUUUCGCAACCGUCCAUGCGAAUAAAGAAGAAUUGACAGAGGAAUUGGCUGCUGCCAUGCAACGACUAUGGGCCGAUGAGGGAGUUCGGGAAUGUUAUCGGCGUAGCAAUGAGUACCAAAUAGACGACAGUGCUAAAUAUUUUCUGGACAAUUUACCUCGACUUUCAUCGUUGAAUUAUAUACCAAGUGAACAAGAUUUAUUGCGGACGCGAAUUAAAACCACUGGAAUCACGGAAGUUUUGUUCGAGCUCAAAGGAUUGACGUUUAGGGUGAUCGACGUGGGCGGACAACGGUCUGAACGAAAGAAAUGGAUUCACUGUUUCGACAAUGUAAAUGCAAUAAUUUUUAUCAGUUCACUGUCAGAAUACGAUCAAACCUUGAGGGAGGACAAUUGCACGAAUCGAAUGCAGGAAUCGCUAAAACUGUUUGAUUCGAUUUGUAACAGUCCAUGGUUCGCCGACAUUCAUUUCAUCCUCUUUUUGAACAAAAAGGAUUUAUUCGCUGAGAAAAUUCAGCGCAGUCCAUUGACGAUCUGUUUCCCAGAAUAUAAAGGACAACAGAAUCAGACUGAAUGCAUCAACUACAUUCAAUGGAAAUUCGAGCAGUUGAAUAGAUCGUCGCAGCGAGAGAUUUACUGCCAUCACACAUGUGCCACAGACACGAACAAUGUACAAUUUGUACUCGAUGCAUGCUUGGACAUGAUAAUCGCAAAAAAUCUAAAAAGUAUGGGCUUGUGCUAGUGCCAAAUGGGAACUAGAAGACACACUACGUUAUUUGCUUCUACAUUAUAUUCUUUGUUUAUUAGCCUCUCCUCUAGCUUUAUCCUACUCAUUGAGAGUCCCAGUGGCGUCUCCGACUUAUUGCAAUCGAUUUUUCACUCAGUUCGGGUUUCUGUAUUUUGCUGUUACUUUUGUCGUUUUGUAAUGGAGUUCUAUGG